CCCACUUCUUCUCCCUACACAACACUAAACUAUCUGCCAACGAUCUCUCUAGGCUCUAGCAUACUAUUCAUACUCUCUAGCUCUGUCUCCAAAAAUGAAGCUCUCCCAACGUGUUCUCUCAGCCCUUCUCCUGAUCUCUUUCAUCCUUGCUGCUACUGCUACUUCAGAGAUGGGUCUGGCGGCCGACAAGGUAUGCAAGACAAGGAGCGACCGUUUCUCAGGGGUGUGCUUGAGCAAUAACAACUGUGCCAUCAUCUGCCAACAAUUUGAGAACUUUGAUAGCGGUCACUGCGAAUUCGAUGGAGCCUUCCGUCGUUGUUUAUGCACCAAAAACUGUUAAAAGACUAUAUAUCUAUGAUGAUGAUGAUGAUAGAUCAUAUUUUCAAGAACCUAUUGUAGUAUUUUCGACUUCUCUCUUUAAUAAUUGUUAUCUGGUACUUGGAGAAUAUUAUAUCUUCAAUUACGGACACACUUUGUUAAUUUGUGUUCUAUAUAUGUAUGUCUUCUGUUUUCCGGUUUA
This is a messenger RNA of Capsella rubella, 520 nucleotides long. RefSeq names its product defensin-like protein 8. The record is from RefSeq and is a predicted model, not a curated record. Gene Ontology annotation, biological process: defense response. The transcript is spliced from 2 exons. Bases 95 to 340 code for a protein of 81 amino acids. Lineage: Eukaryota; Viridiplantae; Streptophyta; Magnoliopsida; Brassicales; Brassicaceae.